Molecule: messenger RNA, 1347 nt
Organism: Coccomyxa subellipsoidea C-169
Lineage: Eukaryota; Viridiplantae; Chlorophyta; Trebouxiophyceae; Coccomyxaceae
Exons: 12
Coding region: 1-1347 (448 amino acids)
Source: RefSeq, a predicted model, not a curated record
AUGCUCACUGCAGCAGCAAUUGCACCUUUCGUGGACGAGGUUGUCAUUCUUGACAAGGAAGCCGCGUUGAACGGAGGCGGCACCGAAGAAGAGCUCCGUCAGGAAUUCGCUGCCACUGGAGCAAAGCUCGCGGAUCGCGCAAAGCUGCGCAAGGGAGUACCUCAGUACAUCCAUCCACAUGGCCUGCUCUGCAGAGCCACACAUUCUGUCGAGCUGCUGCUGCCUGGAUGGCUGGAGCUUGCCAAACGGCUGGGCGGCAGAAUUACUCUGCCGGGCCGCGUGAAAACGUUCUAUAAGGGGCUCUGGACGCACCAUCCGGUGGACACCACAGGCCUCAUAACUCUCUCCGGCUCGCGAGGACUCAUCGAGGAAAGCAUCCGCGCUCAGCUGCUGACGCUGUGCUCCAAUGUGCACAUUCACUGCGGCUGCUGGGCGGCUGCCCCGCUGUGGAGUGCAGACGGCAGCUGCCUGGAAGGCGUGGUGACUAAGGCCGGGCAGGAGUUCUGGGCGGAUUUGGUGAUCGAUGCGGCCGGCCGCCGUUCGCCGGUGCCGGGUUGGCUGGAGGGCGGGGGGUACGCCCCUCCCCCAGAGGUGGAGGUGGACCCCCACGUCACCUACUCCUCCCGCCUGUAUAGGCUGCCCCCCACGGAAGUAGAGAACAAGGACUGGGAUGUGAUCUACAUCCGGCCCACAGCACCCAACACACGAGGCGGUCUGCUGCAAACAAUCGAAGGCGGCCUACUCCUGUGUUGUGUGUGGGGCUACAGCGGGGACCAUCCACCUCAGGACGAGCAGGGCUUCCUCGAUUUUCUCGCCUCCCUGGAAAGAAGGGAUAUGUACGAGGCUGUCAAGGAUGCAGAGCCCCUGACGAAACCUGUGGCAUACUCUGGCAUGACUAAUCUGAGGCGCCUCUACGAAGACAUCCCCAUGCCUGGCCGCCUGGCCGUCGUGGGAGACUCACUGGCAGGCUUCAAUCCGGUGUACGGUCAGGGCAUUGGCGUGGCCGCCAUAGAGGCAGAGACCUUGAAGAAACUGCUGCAGGAGAGGGCAAGGGAAUGCGAUUCAGGCAAGCUGGCGGCUGCUGACCUGGGCGCCUUGGCUGCUCCAUACCAGGCGAUGGCCAAGCACAUCGUGGACUUCCCCUUCUCAAGGCCGAAGAAGGCACUUGUGGAGAAGCUGAUGGGCAGCUACCUGGAAGCUCUCAUGAAGCUGGCAGCCAGCGACAUGGCAGCCUUCAAGGCAGUCCAGGAGGUGAUGAACAUGAUGACAGGGCCUGACUCAUUGAUCCGCCCUGGACUGAUGGUCAAGGCCCUGCGCAUGCGCUUUGCAGAACUGCUGUCUGCAUAG